Molecule: messenger RNA, 1854 nt
Organism: Fusarium pseudograminearum CS3096
Lineage: Eukaryota; Fungi; Ascomycota; Sordariomycetes; Hypocreales; Nectriaceae
Exons: 5
Coding region: 1-1854 (617 amino acids)
Biological process (GO): retrograde transport, endosome to Golgi
Molecular function (GO): phosphatidylinositol binding
Source: RefSeq, a predicted model, not a curated record
AUGUGGAACGACGAGGAUAACAACCCGUACGGAACCAGCUUCGAUAGACGGGAUUCGCAAUCAUCGUCCAUCAACCCGACCUCUCCGUCCACUCGGGAAUAUCAGCGCUUCGAACCCCCUCAAACGCCAACCUCCGACAGCGACAAUGAACACAACCAUGGCGUAAUUCAUGACGACAGUGACGAUGACGAUGAAGAUUUGACACAAGAUGCUGGCCCAAAGCGCAAGCCUGGCGGCUACGAUAGUCGCAUCGAGCAGAUUCUCUAUGAGAACCCCAAACUGUCCAUUCUCAUCACGGAUGCUGGUAAGAGCAUAGAGAGUGGCGGCAGGUACAUUGUGUACACUAUCAAGACCGGAGAUCUUGAGGUGCGCCGCCGAUACUCCGAGUUCGCUUCUCUGCGCGAUGCUCUCACUCGUCUUCACCCUACCCUCAUCGUUCCUCCCAUCCCUGAGAAGCACACCAUGGCCGAUUAUGCUGCCAACCCAACGAAUGCGAAGCAAGAUCAACAAAUCAUUGAUUUGCGCAAGCGCAUGUUGGCAGUGUUUUUGAACCGUUGUCGCCGGAUGGAAGAGAUUCGAACAGAUGGGGUCUGGUGGCGAUUCCUUGACCCGAAUGCUAGCUGGAGCGAGGUCCUCCACUCUCAUCCCGUGGCUUCUAUCCCGAAAUCGAUUUUGAAGGCGCCUCCACUGAACCCUGCGAACCCAACUCCUGCGCACAACUACUUACCCAUUCCGGCUGCGUCGGCAAAGUUGAAGACGGUGGCCGGUACCAAUCAUGACAACAGCUCAGGCCAUAUCCAAGCAGGACCCCAUGCCUUUGGUCGAUUUCCACCUGAAGGACAUAAUCUCGGCGAACAGGAACUCGACCCUUACUUCAUAUCUUACGAAUCUUCGAUUAAGGACCUUGAGCAACUUCUGACUGGACCCAUGGAAAAGGUGAAUCGACGAACCCUCAGCCAUCUUUCAUCAUUAGCAGCCGAUCUUUGCGAGCUGGGCUCCGUUUACAAUGCCUUUGCGGUUUCGGAGCAGGCACCAUCACUCGGACCUGCUAUUGAGCGCAUAGGCCAGGCGGCUGAUCUGUCAUACAUUGCGACCGAGGAACUGUCGGGUUCUCUGGGCGCAAGCUUUGCCGAACCGAUGCGUGAGCAUGCGCAAUUUGCAGGUGUUGUCAGGAGCGUGCUAAAGUACCGCGUGCUUAAGCGUGUACAGCAAGAUCUCACAACUGAAGAGCUAAGCAAGAAGCGAGCACUCCUUGACCAACUAGAGCAAAGCGAAGCCGAAGCUCGAAGGAUCGAGAACUACCUAUCCAGCAGUCAACAAAUUUCACCGCCGCCAAAGCGAUCGACGAGCCUUAGGGAGCCGCCCUCUCACCAGCGACGGGAUGGUAGCCAGGAGGACACUGAGUCCAUCGAUUCUGAUUUCCCAGGGACUCAUGGUGACUUCUCAUCCCAUACCCCUUCAGCCAGCCAAGGAUUGCCCGAAAGAAGUACCAGUGUGCCCUCUCAUAAGAAGAUGCCCAGUGGGAACUCGAUAACGAACAAGAUCUUUGGACCCAUUCGCCAUGCCGUGCAAGGAGUUGUUGACGUUGAUCCGGAGAGAACUCGCCGUGAUUUGAUCGGAAAGACGAGAGAGAGCAUCGGUCAGCUGGAGCAAGCCCAGGUUGUCUCGGAAAAGGAUGUCAAGGAGGCCAGCGCUAGUGUGCUGAAGGACAUGAAACGUUUCCAAAAGGACAAGGAGGAUGACUUGCGACGAUACAUGCUUGCGUAUGCGCAAAGUCAAAUCGAAUGGGCGAAAAAGAGCAAGCAGCAAUGGGAAGAGGCUCGAGCAGAGGUAGAGAAGAUUGAUGAGUCCUAA